Molecule: messenger RNA, 4360 nt
Organism: Daphnia magna
Lineage: Eukaryota; Metazoa; Arthropoda; Branchiopoda; Diplostraca; Daphniidae
Product: furin-like protease 2
Exons: 17
Coding region: 260-4042 (1260 amino acids)
Biological process (GO): protein processing
Cellular component (GO): trans-Golgi network; Golgi membrane
Molecular function (GO): serine-type endopeptidase activity
Source: RefSeq, a predicted model, not a curated record
AGAGAACUGUGGAGAGAGAAAAGAAUAAUAAUAAAGUCUCUCUCUCUUCAGUCUGUGCUAAGAUCUGUGUUCGUCGAGUUCUGGAAAACUUUCUACUCCUGCUGUAGAGUUGAAGGUAUACGUCAAAACAACAGACGCACCAGGGCAGUGAAGGAAUUUGAUUCUUCUCUGCAGUAAUUUCAUCUUCUUGUCACCAAAGAAGGCUACCAAUGGACUCUGCUUCUUCGUGGUUCUGACCACAAAAUCUCAGUAGGAGGGAAUGUCUUCCAGACUCAGCUACCAGAGAACUUGUGAUACAACAGUGAUGUCUGUGAUCAAGAAAACGAUUUUGCUGGUUAUAGUGUACUUCUCCUACUGCUGUGCUAGUUCAAUCGUGGAAGAGUCAAAUGACUUGAUGUACAAUAAUCAAUUUGCAGUGAACAUUCCAAAUGCUUCUGAAGUGCUAGUCCAGCUCAUCGCAGAGAAACAUGGCUUUCGAAGUUUGGGCCAGGUUGGAUCUCUGGAUGGGUACUUUUUAUUCGAACACGAUCAUGUCCACAAGCGGUCGGCCGACCCAAGCGGCCUUCACCACGAAAAACUCGUCAACGAACCGGGAGUUGUAUGGGUAGCGCAGCAAUUCGAGAAGAAGCGGUAUAAGCGAGAUUUUGCGUCUCGUGCAGGUAUCAGCAAUUUCGCCUUGGGUAAAGGAAGUGAAUUUCCCGAUCCAUUUUACCGAGAACAAUGGUAUUUGCACGGUGGAAGUCAGGAAGGCUUCGACAUGAAUGUUAUACCCGCCUGGCGGAAAGGUUACUCAGGCAAAGGAAUUGUCGUUUCUAUUUUGGACGAUGGCAUUCAAACCAAUCACCCCGAUCUCGCCCAAAAUUACGAUCCGUUGGCCAGCUCGGAUAUUAAUGACAACGAUAGCGAUCCCAUGCCCAGAGACAAUGGCGAUAAUAAACAUGGGACGAGAUGCGCUGGCGAAGUAGCUGCUGUCGCUUUUAAUUCGUAUUGCGGCGUAGGCAUCGCAUUUAAUGCCAGUAUCGGUGGCGUGCGGAUGCUUGACGGCACAGUUAACGAUGCCGUUGAGGCACGAGCGCUCAGCCUUAAUCCUGACCAUAUCGACAUUUACAGCGCCUCAUGGGGACCGGAAGAUGAUGGUAAGACGGUAGAUGGGCCGGGUCCGCUUGCCAAACGUGCCUUCAUCAACGGAAUCAUGAAGGGACGAAAGGGCAGAGGAUCGAUCUUUGUUUGGGCUUCGGGUAACGGCGGCCGCCAUGAUGAUUCUUGCAAUUGUGACGGGUAUACGAACUCCAUCUUUACUUUGUCCAUAUCGAGCGCCACUCAAGGAGGAUUCAAACCAUGGUAUCUCGAAGAGUGUUCCUCCACUUUGGCAACGACCUACAGCUCUGGACGACCUGAUGUCGAUCGAUCCAUCGCCACGGUCGAUAUGGACGGCUCACUUCGGCCGGAAUUUCUUUGCACUUCAGAUCACACGGGCACAUCUGCUUCCGCUCCCUUAGCAGCUGGAAUUUGCGCCUUGGCGCUAGAAGCCAAUUCUAACCUCACCUGGCGUGAUAUGCAACAUCUGGUCGUAUUUACGUCCAGGCCGGAUCCACUUCAUGAUAACGGCUGGGUUACUAAUGGCAUUGGCAAAAAAGUGAGCCAUAAAUUUGGUUAUGGCCUCAUGGAUGCCUCAGCCAUGGUGACGUUGGCUGAGCAAUGGACUAACGUGCCUCCGCAACAUGUCUGCCAAACACCUGCUGAUCAAAGCGACAGGCUCAUUCCCAGCGGCUUUGGACAGAAAUUGGAAGUUGUGGUAGAGACAGAUGCCUGCGCCGGAUCCGCUCACGAGAUCCGUUUCUUGGAACACGUUCAAUGCAGAAUUUCGCUCCGAUUUGCUCCCCGUGGAAAUCUCCGAAUUCGAUUGACUUCACCAUCGGGAACACAGUCGGUGCUCUUAUUUGAAAGACCCCGUGAUGUCCUUGAUUCAUCCUUUGACGAUUGGCCGUUUAUGAGCGUCCAUUUUUGGGGUGAAAGGGCUUCUGGAAGAUGGAAGUUAGAGAUUUUAAAUGCUGGAGUAAAGCGUGUCAACAAAGCAGGAAUAUUGAAAAAGUGGCAACUUGUGUUCUAUGGGACGGAUACGAAUCCCAUUCGUUUACGUUCGCUUCAAACACCGCGUCCCACAUUUCCUAACCUUGGUGGUGGGGCAGCGACUAUCGGUCGAGAUGUCCACCGAUUAACAGCCCCGCCGUCGGUGGCGACGCCAUUUGCUCCCACAUUUAAAAGCGUCGGCCAUGUUCCUAAUCCAACCGGUGGCCAAUUAUUCUUUCCGGGCAACCCAGGAUUUCGUCCGUCUAAUUUCCCCAAUACGGGCUACCCGGACUUCCUCCAGUUUGCCGGAAGCCAGCCUGUAACUUACAGCGCUGCAUUGGAAGCUACGCAACCUUCCAACGUAGGAAUAAAAAACAACUGCCCCAACUUUAGCCUCGACGGAAAUUGCGUCGAUGCCUGCCCACCGACAGGAUAUUACGUCUCACCAGAAAUGGUUUGCUUGAAUUGCCACAGUUCUUGUCGUAACUGCACUGGGGCAGAACCCCAUCAGUGUCUCUCAUGUGCACCCCAAUUCAGUCAAAUAAUCGAUAAAAAUCUUUGCGUGGAACAUUGCCCUGAUGGAUAUCACAUGGAUGAGACGAAGAUGAUGUGUAUUCCCUGCCAACCCCAGUGCAAUACGUGUAACAGUGCGCUUGAAUGUUCUAGCUGUGAAUUCCGCUUUGUUAUUCAUGACGGCCAAUGCCUGCCUUCUUGUCUACCUGGCUAUUACGAGACCGACGAUUAUGCUUGUGCACCAUGCGAUACCAGUUGCUCGACAUGUCGUGGGCCUCAUCAGGACCACUGUGUUACCUGUGCUGAUUCAUUCUCAGAAUUUAACGGAUCGUGUAUUCAACGCUGCCCAGAGGGUUUCUGGAGCCAUGGGUUGUCUGGUAGCAAACAAUGUUUACCUUGUCCGCCGGGUUGUGAAGCCUGUUCUUUGAAAGAGAAUGGCUUUGAUCUUGUAUGUAGCAGAUGUGCUGACCAAUGGGUCCUUGACGUUUCCACUCUUCUGUGUCUAAAUCCUUCAGCAAACAUCUGCCCUGAAGGCGAAUAUGUCGUAGAAGGCAAGUGUUACCCCUGCCACGGUUCUUGCAGUGAAUGCAGUGGUUCUUCUAGCUCUCAAUGUACUCACUGUUCGAACCGCACCAUGCAUCUUGGAUCGUGUCUAGAAUCUUGCCCGCAAGGCACAUUUGUUGAAGCUGGUUCUGUAGAUUCGAGGCACAUUGAAUUCUGUCGGCCUUGCCCGCAUGCUUGUGCUCAGUGUGACAGUAUGGAUCAUUGCACAGAAUGCCUAGGAGCGCUUCAUUUGCAGAAUGGCCGAUGCCUUGCCUCAUGCGAAGAUGGGUAUUAUAGUGACCGGGGAGUCUGCGUAAGGUGUCAUGGAAGUUGCGCAUCGUGUAGCGGACCAUUAGCCACCGACUGUACACGCUGCGCCAACAGCUUUUCUUGGCUGCAGCAUCACUGCCUUUCACAAUGUCAUUUGGGUCAUUAUAACAUAUCUCUUGGCUCGUUAAUCGCGACGGAAUUUCAGACGCCCUCAAAGAUGAAUCAGUUUCUCUGCGCUCGUUGCCACGCCUCUUGCCAGAUGUGCGAAGUAAGCCCGCUCAAUUGCCUAUCCUGCUCUGAUGGAUUUGUCUGGAACAACAGCACUUGUAUUCCUGCCUCAGUCGAAGCGAGAAUAUUUGAAAUCCCGUUGGUCGAGUUUGUCAAGGAGUCCGAAGGACGAGGCAUCCGGGCAAAAGACAAUGUGGAACCAGGCCAUUUUAUCAGUGCUUCCCAUUGGUUAUUUGGAGUGGCUGCAAGUUUUAUUGCUGGUCUUAUUGUCGUCCUGGCAAUUCAGGUAAAAUCACGCUCGAAGAAAUAUUCCCGAGUUCCGUUAUCGAGUUCCGAAAAUGAUCACGAAACCGGGCAUGAGAAGUUGCUUUUCGCAUCCGACGAGGACGAGAGCGAUAAUACGUAUCCUAAAGUUUGAAUAGACAAAAUACUUUCAACUGUGCAAUCUGUGUAAUGCGUAGCACACAGAAAUGCCAUGACGAUCUUUUGGCUAGUUUCCCGACCAAAGGCGAAAUAAAUUUUUAGCCUCUUAAAAUAAAUGGCUAAUAUUUGCCAGUGACAAUCAGUCACGUAAAAAUGGGAUUUCGAAACUUUAUUGCUGCUAUCCAUUCAGUUGUUACUUUAAAACAAGUAAUGUGAUGUUAUUGUAAAGUUGUGUUGAUAUUGGACGAAUUGCGUGUUCAUACGCUGACGCAUUUUCCGUAAUGUUGGAUAAAUACAAACAUUUCCACAAAGA